Messenger RNA from Cuculus canorus (common cuckoo), 4332 nucleotides. It is a transcript of the gene TSKU, whose product is annotated as tsukushi, small leucine rich proteoglycan. The record is from RefSeq and is a predicted model, not a curated record. The transcript has 3 exons. The coding region runs from base 965 to 2023 and encodes 352 amino acids. Gene Ontology annotation, molecular function: protein binding. Gene Ontology annotation, cellular component: extracellular matrix. NCBI's taxonomy places the organism in Eukaryota, Metazoa, Chordata, Aves, Cuculiformes, Cuculidae.
GGUCAACUUUAUUCCUCUGCCUGGGAUUUGAGAAGGCCGGGAGGAGGGUUGGGAGGAUGGAGCUGGUGGCUUGUCUCAUGGAGAAGUGGCAUCACCUCCGUUAACUGACAAUCUCCCUCGUGGUUUGCUCAUGUAAUUCGGAGGCAGCGAAGGUGUUUGAGCUCGGGUGUAACGAGAGCACGACAAACCAAGUCAUGGCAUGCGUCGCGGCAGCCAGGCGAGGACUCUCCAGUCUCCCGAGUCGAAAGAUUUCACCGGGUGUCUGCCAUGACAAAUCAGCCGCUGUUAGCCUGAAUAACUGCAUUCACUGAAGUUACAGUAGGAAACUUGUCUGGGUGGACACUGUGCCAUUACUCUGCAGAAAGCAGCCGGUGCCGAUCGCUGGCGUUGCACUGAAAUAAUGCAUUGAUCGCUGCUCCAAAGCUUGCCCGGCAGUGCACGGGGCUUAAUUGCAGUGACAGAGAGCAGGGCAAAUACUGGGAGAAGAGGCACUGUGGAAGGGCAGGGAUAGUCCAACACCUCACCAGUCUCUCUAGGAAUAAGGAGCACGCUGGAUGUGUUAGAUGCUGAAAGGACCAGAGCAAGCCUGGUAUGUCCCUGGAAGAAUUUGCAGUCUAAACUUGGCUGGCUGCUCGCUAUCGGCAGCCAAGCGCUGCAAAGGCAAAGUGGGUAGUGUCUGCCCUCGUGCUGGCACAGAGCACAGUUUGUGUCCUUUCUCCACCCACGGGAGCCAGUCCCUGUCCCGAAGAGGACAUGGGAGGUGCUUGCUUAUGCAUGGCAUAUAAAUGGCCCGGUGAGGCCCUGACCUAUGCUCAGAUAUCGCCCGUCUCUGCUCCAAUGCAGGUUCCCUCUCCGAAGGUGGUUGGUGUGCAGGGAAAAAGCAUCUGGUACUCCUCCAGCCUCACAGUGAAGAGCAGUGUGUGCCAACCCAGUGCAAGACACGGCAGGGAAUAAAAGGUCAACAAUGCAGUUCUUAGCCUGGUUCAAUUUGCUGCUUCUCCUUCCUUGUUUUGGUACCACCAAAACCUGCUUCCCUGGCUGCCACUGUGAAGUGGAAAGCUUUGGUCUCUUUGACAGCUUCAGCUUGACCAAGGUGGACUGCAGUGGAAUAGGCUCACAUAUUGUUCCUGUCCCAAUCCCACUGGAUACCUCCUACUUGGAUCUAUCGUCAAACAAACUGGAAACAAUCAAUGAGUCAAUGCUUACUGGCCCUGGAUACACAACCUUGGUAAGCCUUGACCUGAGCUACAACAAAAUUGCCAAGAUUUCCCCCACAACCUUCUCCAGGCUUCGGUACCUGGAAUCCUUGGAUCUGAGUCAUAACUCUUUGGAAAUCCUUCCGGAGGACUGUUUCUCCAGUUCUUCACUGAGCGACAUAGAUUUGAGCAAUAACAAGCUUUUGGAUAUAGCUAUGGACAUUUUUGCUUCAAAAGGUCAAGGAAAACCCCUGAAUGUUGAUCUAUCCAAUAAUAUGCUCAGCACAAUUAUGAGGCACCGUGAAAAGAGCAACCCCAACAUCCAGAAUUUAAAUCUUUCUGGGAACAGGCUAAUGUCUGUGCCAAACCUUCAAGGGAUUCCUCUCCGAUACUUAAAUCUUGAUGGGAACCCUAUAGUCAAAAUUGAGAAAAAUGACUUCAUGGGGCUGAAAGAUUUGAUUCAUUUAUCCCUCAGUGGAUUGCAUGGUUUUGGAGUGUUAUCUCCUUACAGCUUUAAGGAACUACCAGCCCUCCAAGUUCUGGAUUUAUCCAGCAAUCCUGAUCUGAAGUCACUGACUGCUGAAGUUAUCUUUGGUCUGAAUUCCCUUCAAGAGCUCAACCUCUCUGGGACAGGCGUGUCAGCCUUGCCAAAGACUGUGCUGAAAUACCUGCCUUCCAUCAAAAGCAUCACCUUGGGGAAGAACAUACAGUGUCUUAAGACUAUCAAAGAAGGACAGUACCACCGACAAACUGGGCUGACCAAAAAAGAAGUCCUCAGUUGUCACGACAGCCAUGGGUCCAUAGCAGCAGCACCUUACGUUUUGUGAUGAAAGCUGGGGAAAAGGGGUGGGGGAGGGCAGGGGGCUGUGGGAUUUGUACAGCUGUCGGACUGACAUGGCUUGCAGUGUGCCUUUUGUAAAACUGUCAAUAAUUUAUAUAUUUGUAUAUGACAAUACUUGAUUGUUUGUGGAUUUUAUACUCUGAAAUCCUGGCCCACAUUGUCUUCAGGCUCCAGAUUUUGCCUGGUGCAUUGAGUUCCUGCAUGCUGCCUAUUAGCUCAAGAGCAGUGAUGCUGAACAAUGGGGACCAAGAUGCUGUGCAGGUCCCAGGGCAGAACAGUCAAUCUGGAGCAAAACUUCAUGCCCCAGACACAUUUGUAGGAGCAAAGCUACAUCUCUCCAGAGUACACACCAAAAUGUACCAAUUCUGUAGCUGCUUGCUUACAAACUCAUGCAUCAUCCUUUUUUUAAUUAUUACUCCCCAAGAAGUGCCUUCUGGAUGUUGCCUUCAUUAGCAGCACUCUGUUCCCUGUCACGCACUUUCAGUCUUGAAGAAAUAUUUCCAGACAAACCUGAAUACAGGGUGCUCCUAAUGUGCUGCUUUUCCAUGUUAUUUGUAUAGGUGUGCAAUGAACAUUGAGUAAGUCGAGAACUUUUUCCACAAUUUUCUCCCUACUUUCCCAUCCAAUCCUUUUCACAUCAAAUUACUUCAGGUCCAACCUUGGCAACCUCCUGUCUUUCUAACCUUAGGGAGCCAUUGCUCAAGAGAUGAUGCGAAGCACAGGGGUCUGCCAACAGCUGCAUCUCUCCUAGGAACCAGCCUCCAAUGAAGCAAAUUAACUGAAUUGCAAAGUGGAGAGGUCACAUAGCCUGCCUUAAAAGAAAACAAAGCCCUUCUCCCAUUGUGGGGAAGCUUGGAAGAAAACCUUGACAAAGAUUCUCAAUUCUUGACUUGAUGACCUUAUCAAACCAAGACGCAGACCCAGAGGAUGUGAGAGUAAGCUGUUUCCAUGCUGACAUCCCUCAUGCUGAACAAAACAUCUGUGAGUCAGCUGGGCUCGUGUGAGGCAAUUUCCAGCUCUGAAACACUCUCUGGAACGUGCCAGGGGAAGAAUUAACACUGACGUCUGUGACCCUGGAGUGCUUUGCCUAUCAGAGGAAAGAUCUUCAGGGUUUUUUUUACAGAGUUGUGGCUUUUCUUUCUAUCACACAGAUCCUUGGCUGCCAAGUGAAAUCUGAUAAAAAGCCUGGUCCUCAGAGAUUUACUCAUUUUGCUGAAAUGCUGGCAAAGCAAAGGAGAGCGCCUCUCUCAUCCCUCUUCUUCUCCAGACUAGAAGAAAGUGGGGGAAGGCAGCACAGCAUGAUUCAAUGCUGGGUAUGAAGCCUUCAACUUGCUUAUAGGAGCUUCUGCAACGUAGGUGUCUGCUGAGGUCUGGUCCACAUGUGGCACACUGUCCUGGGGAUAGGAAGGAAUAUUGUGGAUCGGGGUCCUGCUCAGGUUGGUCUUGGUCUCUAAACACAGCCUUGCAGCAGGGCAGCUUUCCAUGUUUGAAGCUGGUUUAGGGAGGUCCAUGCAAAGGCAAUGCAGAUAUAAACCCAUCCCACAACCUUCCUUAGGAGUGUUGAGAGUAGCUCGGCCUUCAUCCUCACACUCCCAAAGGUCUUUGCGAAUGGAAACCCUGUUGCUGAAAGCAGCUGUCUCCAGGGAUGGGUGAAACCCACUAAGCCCAUAGAAACCAGAGUUAACACCUCACUGUGGAUUCUGAAAUCUCUCUCUCACAUUUUCAUCCAUCUCCUUUUCAAUUGUGGAUCAUAAGGUAGGAUUUUAACUCUUUCAGUGCUGGUUUUUUUUUUCCCUCUCUACUGAGCCUUUGCAAUGCUCAAUCAGCCUUCACUGUCACAAGAAACAUUGAUUUUCUUAAAAAGGCAAUGGGAUUGCCUACAGGCAGGCGUCUGGAGGGGAACAGCAACCAGCUGCGGUGCAAGAUGGGCAGUUUAGGAGGGAGGAGAUGUUUUUUAGUGGAUCUUGUCUUUUUAAAAGAAUUCUUUCCUGCUGGCAGAAAAAUGUAAUUUUUUAAAAAGUUGUUUAAUUUUGUAAAUCUGUAUGUAGAUUAAAUAUUUAAGGGAUCAUAUGCUGUCAAAGUUACUGUCUUUGCACCACUGUGGUAAGUUUAAAACAAUGUGACAAUCCAGUUGAAGACUGCAAAAUUUCCUUGUGUAAUCUCAUGCUAGCUGCUAGCUAAACAGGUCUCAGCAAAAGCUGGCAAACACCAUCACUGUGUUAGUUUGUUUUUUAAAAGAAACUCUGCAGCAUUGUAAGGCUUCGUGAUUACUCACAAUAUAAUAAAAGUGAUUUG